CAUAUUUUUUCACUCAAAAGGUUUUAUGAUAAACUUUUGUUAUAAUGAUGAUAUUGGAUUUCAUAAAGUAACAAUGACAGAAAGCAAACAACCGACGCCAAAUCGAUUAUUACGUCCUGGUGCUAUUAUUGCAAACCCACCUGCCCCAGGUUCGCCGUUUAUACCUAGAAGCCAAUACUCUUUGAUGACGCCUGGAGACAAACACAACCCAGCCACACAGUCAUCAUCUGCUACUAUCAUUCAACCAGCUUUAAUUUCGACUGCAGUUACUACCCGAUUUCAAGUUUCUCGUCAAAUUGGGUCCAAACCACAAUUAAUGGUAUCCACUGGUUAUAAGCCCAGCGCAGGCAGUGUUGCUGUACCAAGAGUUUACUCUGGUCAUGCUUCCAUUGAAAAAAUAGGCACACCUCUAAACGCAGUUUCUGUUGAUACACACGUGAAAGCUAACGUUAAACCAGUGCCAAUGGCAAAGUCUGUUCCUGUGUUGCUUGGUCCUGGAUUACGGCAAGUCACGAAAACGGGUACAUAUGGCGAUCCAUUACAACCUUUAAAUGUUACCCGAGUACCAGUUCCAACGAACUCAUGGGUAAUCCAUCAGCAAGACCUCAACACACCACCAGUGUCGAAUACAUCAGCAACAGCUGCAGUCACAGUGUCAAAAACAAAACUCAUAUUCCAAAAUAAUGCAGUGACAUCUACAUCAACGACUGUGGCAAUGUCUCCUCAUGAUUUGUCAAAGAAGCAUGGCAAUCUGCCGCAGACAAAAUCAACCAUCAGUAUUUUGCCAACCCUACCUAAUAUACCUCCUCCAGAAGCAGUUCACAGGAAUGCACUUACAGCCACACCUGUACUCUCCGCAGGUAACAAGCCUAUUUAUCAAGUGGUAGCACCUGGAUUUCAAACUAAUAUACACAGCCAAAAUAGUGCGAUUAAGAAACUAUCUGUUUCUGCUACAAUUGUCAGCCAGCCAUCAGCAAGCACUACUACAGCGAGUUUUCCAUCAUCAACUUCUGUACACACGACCGGUCAAGUAACAGUGAUGACAUGUGGACCAGGAAUCACUUACAUACCAGCUCCUAAUCCAGCUAAUGUAUCUUCUAUACCAAUUGCAAAAGUAUAUCCUCAACAACAGCCUACGUCGAGGGUAGCAUUGACAGCUACAAGCGGCCGAUUGACAGUUCCAAUGAUAUCAUCAGUAAACACAUCCAGUUCAACGGUGUCUAGGACAACAGUUCCCGCAGUAUUACAAGUUGGUUCAAUUAAACCAACACCCACCACUUCUACUGCUAUGACAUCACAGUCAACAAUUGUAUCCACCAUACCUGUUGCAGCAAAUAAUAAGUCUGUUGCUUUAUGUUGGCCAACAACCUUAAACUAUGCUGCUCAACAGACAAUAUCAUCUGCGGGAAGUACUGCUGCUUCAAGACCCAGCAUAACAAUAACAAGUACAUCGAAUCCACAUCAGGUGGCAACAGCAAUAAGAGUUCAACAUGGUAGUAGCGUUUUAACAACACAUUUACAAGGUUCUGGUGGUGCGGCACCUUCUUUGUUGCAAGUCACUGAUACUGCAAAUCGAAGCAAUACGUCUCAUAAUCCAGUCAACCCGCCAAGUGGUGGUGGCCCUUCUACGCCGACAAUGUCUCCGAAGCCAGCUAUAUUGAGAAGACAGAGGCCUGACAGUUCAAAUGUUCUUAAAAAGUUGUCAUUUACAUCUGCAUCAAAUUUUCCAAAUCAACGUCGAGAUUUCCACACUUUACCAAAUGACAGAAGGUCAGCUCCUUAUCAUAUAAAUCGACAAAAGUUAACAAAUAACGCUGGAGAAAUGAAAGAUGUUCCCAUAAUCAUACCGACUGCUGGAAAUCAAAAUGAAAAAGGGGAAACCAAACCUGUGUUGCCAAACCAAGUAUAUGGGAAUAAAAUCAUUCCAAGUAAUGGCAUCACACCGUUGAAGGUGAACAGCAUAAAAACUCAUUCUUCACAAUUCUCCAAUAAUCCUGCAAAAGAAGGCGCAAAUCAAUCGUUUUCAAUACACCCUCUAAACAUUGAUUUACAAGUAAAAAUGGAACCUCCUGGUCAUUCAGCUUUUCAUACAACUUCACAGCAACAACAACAUACUCCUGUAAAAUCUGAAUCAAAUUCUGCAAGCCAGAAAUUGCAUUUUCAGAAUCAAUCGAUGCAUACUUACGCUGCCGAGAGCCCACAAAUUUCUUCGAACGUGCCACACCGUAUUGUGACGCAAGCAUCGGGGCAACAUAUCAAGACGAACACAAUAUUUACAAAGCCAGCGUUAUAUCCUGGUCAACCAAGAUCAAAGGCUGCCCAGGUCAUCAAGUCUACACCAUCUGCCGUGGCAUCAUCUACUGGCACUGCACCACAACCCUAUUUACCCACUGGUCCUGUAAAUCACAACGUUAAUUCUUUCAUUCAUCAAAGAAUGCGGCCCGAUUCAAAUCAUCCUGGUGAAAGAAUAUCUGCAUUCGAUCAUGUUAAAAAGGAGCACCAGUCCAUUACAGAACAUCCUAAAACUUCUGUCGACAACAUCAUAACACAACUUCAAAAUCAUACUCCACCUAAUCACCUGAUAUCAGCAAUAUCACCUGCUAAAUUAUGGACAAACGUGAACAAUGUAGAUCAGCUUACUGGAUUAUCUCCCAGAAAACGACCGAGAAAACAAACUCACAUUGUUUCAGAAGAUCCACCCGAGGUUGUUAUGGAAGACGAAGAAUCAACAGAUGAUGCUGAUGAAUGUGAAGACGAACCAAUGGCUGAUCUUACUUCAGCUCAUGAUGUUUCAACAACUCCAUCUGUCAAACUACCAGGCCACAAACCAUCAGCUCUCUUGCAUCGGCAAACAAAAACUGAAGUACAAGCUAGCAAAAAAGUUAUAAAAGAAGAAAGUCACAACAAAUCCUCAUCAUAUGUAAAAACAGAGGCUUCAAAGUCACCAACUUUAAGUGAAUCGAAACCCCUUUCCGAAUAUACUGAUCGAAAUGGCGUCAGGUACGUAGCUUCACGUAAGCGGCCGUCUGUUGCAAUUUUAAAUAAAGCAAAACCUCACACAAGACCAAUCAGCAAUCAUUACCUGCAUUAUUCUGAUGUCAGAGUUAAAGAAAAAAAGACGACAGUAAGUGAUCUUGGAAGCGAUAAGAAAAGGUUGAAAGGUUUUAAAAUAGCAAGAUUCGCAUUCCAACUUGACGAUAUGGUUGGUUGUGAGAAGGAUGUAUACGAAAAAAUGCAAGCUGUUUAUAAUGGACUUUUAGAAUAUAAAUCCUCACUCGUAACGGAUGCAACUUUUGAGAACAAUUUAGCAUCACCUUCCCCUGGCACUCCUACAUCAUUAUCAAAUUCCUUUCGUAAAGCCACAUCUACAAGAUCGUCGAGGUCUGGUUCCAUAUCAGGAACCACUGAAAACAGACCGGUGAAUUCACCAUCAACACCACUCGACAGACGGUCUAACAAAGUUAAAGACGAAAUUUCAAAUAUUGAAGAAUUGGCACAGGCAAAUUUACAAAGAUGUCGCGUUGUGUCGGAUCAAAUAUCAGAAGCAAAAACAAUGCUGCUCAAAUGUAUAGAUCAUCGACAACUUGUAUCUGAUAUUUUACAAUCACCAACUAAUCAAAAAACUCAAUCUCAUACACCAAAUAGUCCUCAAUCAAUGAAACGAAUGCCUAAAAAGAAGAACAAUAGUUAGCCGCCAAGUUGCAGAGUUAUUUUUUUAGCUUUCAAUAUUUAUUGCACUUUGUUUUGUCAAAAUGAAUCAAUAUUAAUUAGUAGUACUUUAUUGUGGUUCUGUAAUUGAAAAUCGCGAUUAAUUUAUUGCCGAGUUGCGUGAUGAUUAAACUUACAAUUUAAGGCCGCUAAUAUAUUUCUUCAGAGUACGUUGGACAUAUCAAAUGAGUUAUUGAAAACCAUUGCACUAAUGACUAGUCUAGGCGUGUGCAGUUAUUGUACGCAUGGGUUAUAUGAAGUAGUUGUUAUUAAUUUUAACGUUUUAAAAGGAUUUAUUGUCAUGCAAUUACUGGUAUGUCAAAAAGGUUGAACGUGUGUGUGGUUGACCAAAUCAGGAUGUCUAAUGAUAGUCCCUGGAUUUGAUACAUUUUUCCCUUUUACAAACUACUUUAUCAACCAUAAAUGAAUCCAAUAUGAACUUUAUUAGGUGCACUUACUCUGAAGGCAUCCACUCUUAUCAAUUGUUUUAUACAUUUUUUGUCAAGCCCAAUUUCGAAAUGUUCCAUUUUUGUCUUUUUGCCAAAUUUGUGCUUUUACGUAACCUGUUUCUCGAGUCCUUAUUGGAUAAUGCGAUAACAAAUUAUCAUUGAGACUCAAAUUGAGUCGUGCAUAUCGUUUCAGUCAAUUUCAACUGAGUGGGUUUGAGUCUCAUUCAUUUUGAUAAGGGUAGUAUUUAAUUUCUGCCCCACUCUCAUUUGGAGUGACUUACUAUUGUCUUCUGUUACUUCUUUUUCCAUUGUGUUACCGGUGCAAAUAUUUCUUGAACAGAUAUAUUUUUUGAACCAAUUAAAGAAUAAUGUUGUUGAUGGUUCAUUUCCGGACACACUCGAUAUAAAGUUUAUUGCUUUUUAUACAUUUGUCACUAAAUAUAUGUUUUUUUUUGAAAAGAA
Messenger RNA from Styela clava, 4619 nucleotides. RefSeq lists its product as uncharacterized. Gene Ontology annotation, biological process: negative regulation of transcription by RNA polymerase II. Gene Ontology annotation, cellular component: Sin3-type complex. The record is from RefSeq and is a predicted model, not a curated record. NCBI's taxonomy places the organism in Eukaryota, Metazoa, Chordata, Ascidiacea, Stolidobranchia, Styelidae.